UGUCCCGCCCCUGUGAAGGACACUGCGAGUUUAAUGUUGCCUCUGUUCGUCUUCGAUAACCCGGGGACCCAUUUUCCUUAUUUCUUAAAUCUGGCUUUUUGUCUCAGUCCCGAGCACUUUUUGGUCCCCCUUUUCUCCCCGCACUUAUUUAAAUCCCGCUCAAGCAAUUUUGGACUACUGUAGUCUCACCCCACACCCUGAUCUAGGUCCGAGUAACAAGCCAUGCAUCUACCUCCAUCACUACUCCUCCUCCUUGGCCUUCUCUCCUGGAGCCCCAGUGCAUCAUGGGCUGCUAAGGUAAUCGUGGUCCCACCCAUCAUGUUCGAGUCACACCUCUACAUCUUUAAGACGCUGGCCACGGCGCUGCACCAGGAGGGCCAUGAGACUCAUUUCCUCAUUUCAGAGGGCCGAGAAGUGCCCCCCUCCCCUCACUACCACUUCCAGCGCUACCCAGGAAUCUUCAACAGCACCACAGCUGACAACUUCCUCCAAUCCAAAGUGAGCAACAUCUUCUCAGGCCGCCUGACGUUCCUGGAACUCAUUGACAUUCUCGACCACUACUCUCAGAACUGUGAUGCUGUGGUCGGCAGCGUUGAGGUCAUGACCCGGCUCAAGGAGGCCAAGUUUGACCUGCUGCUGGUGGACCCUAAUGAGAUGUGUGGUUUUGUGAUUGCUCACAUCCUGGGCGUGCAGUAUGCCGUGUUCAGCACAGGCCUGUGGUACCCUGCUGAGGUGGGUGCCCCAGCCCCACUGUCCUAUGUCCCUGAGUUCAACUCUUUGCUGACGGAUCGCAUGUCACUGUUCCAGAGGAUCACCAACAUGGCAAUUUACCUGGUGCAGCGCUUUGGAGUCCAUUAUAUUGCUUUGCCCAAGUAUGACCGAAUCAUGAAGAAAUAUGGGGUGAAGCCGCAAGUGCCGAUGGCUGACUUGGUUCAGGGAAGCCGGCUGUGGAUGCUGUGCACUGACAUGGCUCUGGAGUUCCCCAGGCCCACACUGCCUCAUGUGGUAUACAUAGGAGGCAUCCUUACCAAGCCGCCCAACCCACUUCCACAGGAAUUUGAAGCAUGGGUGAAUGACACAGCGGAUCAUGGCUUCGUGGUGGUGUCAUUUGGAGCUGGGGUCAAAUACCUCUCCCAUGAUAUUGCUCAGAAGCUAGCCGGAGCCCUGGCUAGACUGCCCCAGCGUGUGGUCUGGAGAUUCUCAGGAGUCCCACCCAGUAACCUCGGCAACAACACCAAGCUCGUUGAAUGGAUGCCUCAGAAUGAUCUGUUGGGCCAUGCCAACACAAGGGCUUUCCUGAGCCAUGGUGGCCUGAAUAGCAUUUAUGAGGCCAUGUACCAUGGGGUGCCGGUGGUGGGUGUGCCACUGUUCGGAGACCACUAUGACACCAUGACCCGUGUGGCAGCCAAGGGGAUGGGCAUCAUGCUACACUGGAAGACCAUGACUGAGGAGGACCUCUACACAGCCCUCACCAACGUCAUCAACGAUGCCAGGUACCGCCAGCAAGCACUUCUGCUCUCCACCAUUCACAAAGACCAGCCAGGCCACCCUGUGACCAGAGCUGUCUACUGGAUCAACUACAUCCUGCGUCACCAAGGUGCCAGCCACUUGCGAUCCAGUGUUUAUGAGGUCUCCACCUACCAGUACUUCCUGCUCGAUGUCAUUCUCACAGUAGGGGCUGGCUUGGCUCUGAUUGGCUUUGCUCUCUACCGGAUAGGACGAUUGCUGAGUUCAAAGGUCGGGGAGCAGAGCAGAGGAAGUGCUAUCAUUAGGGAUGAAGGCAACAUGGCUAAUGGACAUUGCCAUAGUGACAGUAUGGCUAAUGGGAAGCACAAACGCAAUGGGGCCUUGAGGAACGAGAAGAAGAUGAAUUAGUGUUUUGAAUGGCCACAACGGAGAAGGAGGAAGUUGCCCCGUGGACUCAGCUCUAGGUCCGGUUUACCAGUUUGAUAAAGGAUAUAGCUUGGAGUGAAACCUGUUCCUAGGUCUGCGUUUAGUGGCAACUGAGAGCAAGCAAGAAGCUGUAGGAGGAUACACAAUGCAUUGUGUGGGGACAGAGUAAGGGAUUGGGUGCUCAGAAUCUGCAUGUGUGUGGGUGUGUAUGUGUGUGUACAUGUGUGUAUGCGUGCUGAGGUAAAUUUAACAAAACGCAACAAACUCUAACAACAGCAGCUAUAGCAAUACAACACCAAACAAAUUGGAAAGUCAAUGAGGAAAAAAAAACACAGGAAAGACACUUGGGAAGACGUCUCUAUACAUGGUCCUUCUCUCUGUCCCUCAUUCUCUUCUGUCUUCCUGGCCUUAACCUAUGGAAGGAUGAUGAAGAGGGGAAACCCUGAGCGCCAACCCCUCAUCCUUGAACAAAAUGACAACAAACAAAUAACUCCUAAAAUAUUUAGAAAUUAAUGUUUUUAAUUGCAAACUAUGGCACUGCUUCCACAAGCGUCUGGUAAACUGUAAAUAGAAGACAAAUCUAUUUAUUACUGUACAAACACAUUUUAAUGGUGGAACUUGUUAACCUAUGUUCUUAAUUUAUUUCAUUUAUCAGUGGUAUGAUGGCACAAUGUUACACAUACCCUCCCUCCUCUAAACUAAUAAUAUCCUCAUAAUGUCAUGACCUUCAUUGUAGUAAAUAGACAAAAGAAUUUUUUUUGACUGUCUUUUGACAGCCAUUAAUGUAACCACAGCUCUGUGCUGUCCCAAACUGACUAUCCACAGCAUUCAUGGCGGUCUUGUCUCCAAACUAAUCAAGGGUACCGGGCCAUAGAGAACAUGUACAUCAAAUUUCUCCCUUUUCUCUUGGUAGUGCCAAUGUAGGACUGAACUUUUGCCGUGCACCACCCCCGUCGUCUCUUUAAGAGCAAUUCAGAGACUUAGAUUUGUACCAGUGCAGCUUAGCUCAACUGAAAUCCAUUUGGCUUAGCAAAGUGAAAAGGGUGAUAACGUCAGUGUUCAAAGGGAGUGACAAUAACUACCAGGGAUGCUGUGGAUAGCCAGGACACGAUCAGAAUACACCCAGACAUUGCUCAGAUAGUCGAUCAUUAGUGUAAACAUUUUUGAGUAAGUGUCUUCAUCAGUCGCCCAUAUUAAUUAUGCCUCCCUCAUGAACUUAGUGAUUAGAAAUGAUUGAUUGAUUGCCAGUUUUUUGGUGCACUACUUGACAUUGUGCAUCAUUCCACUCUGAUUUAUUUGUUUGAACGAUUUCAUGGUAAUGACCUUUUAUGUUGACGCUAGAUUAUGAGCACACUGCUCUCAGGUAGUAAUUAUAGAAUUCAUUCAUUCAUGUCAUUUCUCGCUCAACGCUAAAUGUUUGUUAGACUUAGAUAUCAUGUACGCCAUAGGCAGACUAGUGUAAUUUUAUUAACUUGGAGUGUGAAUGGUUCACAUUCUGCAUAUGGCCUUUUUUAAAUGCAAAUACUUGUGUAUGUAGAAUGCUUGAUUAUUGGGGUGUAUGUGUGCUUGGGUUUGUCUCUGCAGCUGUGUGUAGUAGCUCAUUGUACAGCUUUAGACUGGGUAUCUGGGAACACAAGGCAGAUACAGUAUGAUUUAGCCCGCUGCGAGUCAUGAAAAACCAACAGUUACUUGACUUUUUUUUCUAUACUCUGAUAAUAUGUCAUCACAAUGAGUGUAUGUCCGUAGUUAUGAGAAGGACUCCAAAAAAUAUGUAUAGUGAUGGUUAUUUUAUGCUCUGUGUUUUCAGUAAGUCUGAAGUUGUCCGCAUAUAAUUUUUACCUCCAUCCACUCUAAUCCCCUUGACUCUCCUGUCUGAUCACAGAAUCUGAGUUUAUGGAAUUCAUGGCUAGCAUUAAGAUGCUCUGAUUGUCAAUCCUUAAUUUAGAUAAAGGAAAAAAGUAAGUAGAGAGAAUGAGGAACAUUUUUUUUGACAACCUAGGUGCUCCCCACUUGCUCUGUAAUGAAUAAUAAUGUAACAAUGUGAUACUGUUUCCUAUAGGGAAAUUCUUUUUUUUUUUUUUUCUCUCCUUACCUCUCUACAGGCAGAUCAAAGUGUGUAGUCUGUUAUAAAGGAGGGCCACUGGAGCUGGUAGGGAUUCAGUGUCCUACUCAUGCACACUUCAACAGGACAGAUUCUUCCCAUCAUGGGACAUCCUGUUGAGGGAUGGUUUAUCAAAUCGCUAGGCCACCCAAAUAUUCUUCUUCCCACCUCCCAGCAGCAUAGUCCACGUAUCUAUUUAGAGUUUAGUUUUUGCAGAUGGCAACCACAAAGUGCUCACAGCUUAGUAAAGACACUGUUUGCCAAGGUACUAAAACUUGACUCAAGGGCAAAUACAACCAUGUAAGUUUGAAGCAAACAGGAAGGAAAUGCUACAGCUUAACCAAUCAGAGCCGGGGAGGACUUACAACCAACCAACCAGCAAAUGUUGUGUGACAAGUAAGGGAAAGCUUCAACAGAAACUUGAUGUCUGUCCUUUCUCUGUGAGCUGUAUGUGAACCUGCAUGGCCCGGCCCAGCCCUGCUGCAAACAGACUAUUAUACUUGAAUCUUCAUCAUCAUUUUCAUUGUCAUCAUCAUCAUCAUCGUCAUCAUCAUCAUCAUUAUCAUCAUCAUUAUCGUCUUCAUUGUCAUUAACAACUUAAGCUCUUGGUUAUGGUAACUGGGUCUGCAGGUGCUUCACAAGCUAUGAACAGGGAAUGGAGAGAUGGAAAACACUUGGGAAGAAUGUUCUGUUUUUGUUUUUGUUUUUUUGUUUUUUUUUUAAUGAUUUCAGUAUUAAUGAUAUUAUAGCCCAAAUUGUAAUUACCCUACCCCCACCCUCCCACUCCCUUAUUGGUCUGUGUCUUUUGUUUCAGUCUGUUAGCUCUUUGCUCAUGGUGUGUGUAUUUCAGCAUCAACUUGGAUACUUUUCUUUCAUUGUGCUGUCUGCAACAGUGCACAUGCAUAGUCCCUUUUUCUUUAUCUAACACAUACCUUGUUCUCUUGUGCCAGGUUUAGCAGUUCCUAACCUGUGAAAACAAGUUUCUCCCUUUUAUUAAAUUUCAUAUUACUUUGAUUUAAAAAAAAAAAAAAAAAGUCCUCAAUUGUCCUGUCAUGUGUCCAUGUUGUAAAUAGAAUAAUGUAAACAAACAAAAAUACUAAUGCUAAAUAAACAUUACAUAUUUUGUUUGCAGA
Myripristis murdjan (pinecone soldierfish) is the source of this 5127-nucleotide messenger RNA. RefSeq names its product UDP glycosyltransferase 8 (gene ugt8). Gene Ontology annotation, cellular component: endoplasmic reticulum. The transcript has 6 exons. The record is from RefSeq and is a predicted model, not a curated record. Gene Ontology annotation, molecular function: N-acylsphingosine galactosyltransferase activity. Gene Ontology annotation, biological process: galactosylceramide biosynthetic process. Bases 223 to 1875 code for a protein of 550 amino acids. NCBI's taxonomy places the organism in Eukaryota, Metazoa, Chordata, Actinopteri, Holocentriformes, Holocentridae.